Molecule: messenger RNA, 1764 nt
Organism: Mya arenaria
Lineage: Eukaryota; Metazoa; Mollusca; Bivalvia; Myida; Myidae
Product: NXPE family member 1-like
Exons: 7
Coding region: 1-1764 (587 amino acids)
Source: RefSeq, a predicted model, not a curated record
AUGGGGAAGAGUAUGACCGACAAGUUUGAGAAGCUUUGUCAGUUCUAUCGACAGACACUGAAAGGGUGGAUGGUUCAAGAGAUCUGCAAUGGGUUCAACAAACUGUAUAACAUCAUGGAUCGAAUGAAAGCAGAUGCUGGCAUAGACGAAGCGAGAAUUACUCCCUACAGGACCGAACGGUUCCAAGUGCACAGUGUUAUGGACUCCCAUGACGGGGGUGUUAUUCCUUCCAUAUGUUCUAUGACUGAGGAGGAUACAUUAUCAGAUGUAAACACAAACGAAGAUGACUUUUUGCCUUUCCCACACCUUUUGACUGAGGAGGACACAAUAUCAGAUGAACCCACAAACGAGUUGACUCAUGUGUCUUCAGCAGAAAAAUCAACAUUUACAAUAAUUGACAGGAAAGAAGUGUAUACACUUGGCGACAAAAUCAAAGUACAGAUAGAGCUUUACGACCAUGCUGGGAACCGGAAGUCUAGUGGAGGUGAGUUGGUCAAAGUCACCCUUACCAGAAGUGACCUUACAAAUACGGCUGUCACUGGUUACGUGCUUGACAACGGUAACGGAAGCUACACGGCGGAAAUAGAGGCACUAUGGGCUGGCAAAUCAAACUUGUCUGCUAGUCUGGUUUACAGCAGGCAAGCCAUAGCUGCUCUAUAUAGAAUAAGGAGAGAGAUACUUUCAACGAGGGUUAUUCAGGCCACAUUUAGCAGUAGGACAUAUCAAGAAACAACUGACUGCCAUCCAAAUAUUUCACAUUUAUUGAAACUGAAGAACUACAGUGCUUUUUGCAACUUUACAUACAUCAAUUCUGGGAUGCCAUGGUACUGUGGGCGACCACGUGACAUUCAUUUGCUGUGUGAAGACUGGCAUGCGGUCAAAACACAGGCAUUUCCACCCUUGCCUAUCACCAAAGUAGAAGACACGAUUAUCUCAAGAGGUGUUGUUCCCAUCUCAAAAGCCAUUGCCCUUCAAGUAGCGGGAAAUCGGCAGAUGGAGGCCAAGAAUCCUUGUUCCCGCAGGAACUUCCGUGAACUCUGGAGAGAACGACAGUCCACGGGAUACUUCUUCAACGGAAUUUGGCAUCUGAGACAAUGUGCAGGAAUAAACAGGACUCAAAUUCCGGGAUGCAUACAAAACAAGACGAUGUACCUACUAGGAGACUCAACAUUACGCCAAUGGUAUUUAAACUACGUACUAAAAAACCUCGAAUGUCAACCGACGAGUGAGGAUUGGACUAAAGUAAAAUGGCUCAAGCCAGCAACAUGCAGGAACAAGCAACUGAAUUUCAGUGCUAGCUGGUUUAUACCCUCUCAACCGAUAUUUGCAGACGAUGACGAGAACAGCUAUACUUUGUACUCGAUUGCCCGCCAUAUUGAUGAUAUUCCUGACAAUGAAGAAACAUUUGUUGUGAUUCAUUUGUUUAUGCACAUGGUGCCAUACCAUCAUGGUGUUUUCCAAAAAAGGAUGGCAAUAAUAAAAAGAAGUGUCGAAAAGUUAUUGAACCGAAAUCCAAAGGCCAAGGUAUUUCUUAAAGCACCACACACUUUCCUCGAUACCCCAUGGGGAGGGGCAAGGCUAGACGACUUCUUCGGAUUCCUGUAUACAAACAUAUUAUAUCAAACAUUCCGUGGGCUCCAUGACAAGGUUGUCUUUCUCAAUAACAGGGACAGUUCGGACGCUCUUCAACUGAAACCGAAUCAUCCACCACCAUAUGUGGUACUAGCCAUGGUGGACCAAAUGUUUUCAUAUGCAUGCACAUGA